AGCCCAGCAGGCCCAGAGACAGCUGGCGUGGUGGGUGCGUGAGGACUGCCUGUGGAGCAGGUGGUCUCUGGCCAAUGGCCGUGCCGGCCGCGGCUUUCGCGUCGUUGACUCCCACCCGAAUACCAAUUGGCAAUUGCAGAGGAAAAUGAGACCGGCCGGCGGCAGCAGAGGAGAGCGAGCCGAGGACGAAGAAGCUUCCGAGAAACCUCCCUAGCUCCCCUGCUGAGCUUGAGACUGAGACUGAGAGUGACAAAGAGCCAUCCAUGUCCACGGCUUAGCUUAGCUUAGCUAGCCACCCCACCCAACUCAUCCUAUGAUCCUAAGCUAAUAAGAUCCAGCAGCGAAGAGAAGAAGGGACCGCUGGCGAUCGAGAUGGCGCCGCCGACAGUACCGCCACCCCGCGGCGACCGGCACGCGGCGUCAGAGUCGGCUUCCGUGCAGGCGAUGUCGUCCCUGUUCUGGGGCGACCGCGCGGUGGUGCUGUUCCCGGGCUGGCCCGGCGCGCGCGGCCUCGGGUCAUACCUCCUCUGCCUCCUCUUCGUGCUCGCCCUCGCCGCGCUCGCCGAGGCGCUCCACGCGGUGUCCGCCUACGUCGCCCACCGCCGCCGCGGCAGCGCCCUUGCCCCCGCGGUGCUGCUGACGGCGGUCCACGCGGCGCGGAUGGGCGCGGCCUACCUGCUGAUGCUGGCCGUCAUGUCGUUCAACGGCGGCGUGCUCCUGGCCGCCGUGGCCGGCCACGCGCUCGGCUUCCUCCUCACCCGUAGCUGGGCCACCAGGGCGUCGGCGGAGCUGGAGCCUGGACAUGGAGCCGGGGCCGGCGGUGGCGCCCGUGGCCGUGGCCGCGACCUCGGCCCUCCCGGGGAUGACGCCGCCAAGGCCUAGAUUACGGUGCAAAUCAAUAAGAAAUGUCUUUUUCUUUGGUAGAUAAUAAUGAAUCCAUGUCCUUUUCCUCUGUGUGUGAUAUAUUUGAAGAAAAAAAUAAAAACUUGAGGUCGGAAUUUUGUCUUAAUAUUGGAGAAUCUGUAUGGAGAUGAUGAUGAUGAUAUUUUUUUU
Panicum virgatum (switchgrass) is the source of this 1053-nucleotide messenger RNA. Its product is annotated as copper transporter 6-like. Gene Ontology annotation, molecular function: copper ion transmembrane transporter activity. Gene Ontology annotation, cellular component: plasma membrane. The transcript has a single exon. NCBI's taxonomy places the organism in Eukaryota, Viridiplantae, Streptophyta, Magnoliopsida, Poales, Poaceae. Gene Ontology annotation, biological process: intracellular copper ion homeostasis; copper ion transmembrane transport. Bases 373 to 882 code for a protein of 169 amino acids. The record is from RefSeq and is a predicted model, not a curated record.